AUGGUUAAAUAUUUGUUUAUUUUCAUUAAAACUUGGCCUGAUAGGUUUUCGCCUGAAGAUAAUGCUUAUCCAGUUUUUAACUCAUUAUAUGCAAGACAAAUUUUUAAAACUUUAUGGACUAUACCUCGAGGAGGAAUCAAAAUAGCAACUGAAAUGCUUUGAUUAUGGUGGCAUCUUUACCUUUUUCUUAACUUUAUAUAUUGCAAAUGUCUUACCUUUUGGGAUAUAGGCUAG
Molecule: messenger RNA, 234 nt
Organism: Blepharisma stoltei
Lineage: Eukaryota; Ciliophora; Heterotrichea; Heterotrichida; Blepharismidae
Source: the annotation of a GenBank genome assembly